UUAUCACCAUUUCUCUCCCCACGAGCUGCCAAGCUGACAGAGGAGAGGAAAGACUGUAAUCGGCAUUCCUCGGAAGGGACAUGUACACAGCACUAAUGCUCAGUGUGCCCUGAUGAUCUGUGUAGCCCCAGCAGCGCCACCUGUCAGUGUCCAUCAGUGCCAGCUCUCAGUGCUCAUCCAUGCCACCUGCCAGUGCCACAUCAGUGUCACAUUUCAGUGUCCAUCAGUGCCACAUCAAUGCCACAUAUCAGUGCCCAUCUGAGCUGCCUUUCAGUGUCACCCAUCAGUGCCAGUCAGUGCCACCUAUCAAUGCCAGUCAGUGCCACCUAUCAGUGCUGCCAAUCAGUGCCACCUAUCAGUGCCAGGCAGUGCCGCCUAUCAGUGCCAGCCAGUGUCGCCUAUCAGUGUGUAUCAGUGCCGCCUAUCAGUGCCCGUCAUUGCUGCCUAUCAGUGCCGCCUAACAGUGCCACCUAUCAGUGUCAGUCAGUGCCGCCUAUCAGUGCCACCUAUCAGUGCCGCCUAUCAGUGCCAUAUAUGAGU
This is a messenger RNA of Staurois parvus, 540 nucleotides long. The record is from the annotation of a GenBank genome assembly. Lineage: Eukaryota; Metazoa; Chordata; Amphibia; Anura; Ranidae.